Messenger RNA from Sitophilus oryzae (rice weevil), 1797 nucleotides. Its product is annotated as putative fatty acyl-CoA reductase CG5065. The transcript is spliced from 11 exons. Gene Ontology annotation, molecular function: alcohol-forming very long-chain fatty acyl-CoA reductase (NADP+) activity. Bases 112 to 1665 code for a protein of 517 amino acids. Gene Ontology annotation, biological process: long-chain fatty-acyl-CoA metabolic process. The record is from RefSeq and is a predicted model, not a curated record. NCBI's taxonomy places the organism in Eukaryota, Metazoa, Arthropoda, Insecta, Coleoptera, Curculionidae. Gene Ontology annotation, cellular component: peroxisome.
AUAAAACAUCACCUACUUCUGUCAUAUUUUUUUUAUUAUGCAUAAAGAAAUAACUAAGUUUACAGCUAUAUUACUUAGUACUCCACCACCAUCCAGGGGCUGAAAUUUACGAUGGGUGUACCUCAACAAAAAUUAUUUGCUAGUAUGUCCCAUUUGAACAAAAUUUUACCAGAAGACCGAGGAGAUUGUGAUAUUGAAAAUGUGGCAGAUUUUUAUAAUAACGCUAAAAUUUUCGUCACAGGGGCUACAGGAUUUCUUGGUAAAGCCCUGCUAGAGAAGUUGCUGAGGUCUUGUGACAAAAUUGACGCAAUAUUUCUGUUAAUGAGACCUAAGAAGGGAGUGGCAGUAGAACAGCGGCUUAAAGAUUUACUAAAAAACUCGGUAUUCAAUAAGAUUAGAGAAAAAAAUUCGGAUGUCUUUGAAAAAGUGAAAGUGAUUCCAGGCGAUGUAGGUUUAUCUAAUUUAGGCUUGUCCGAUCAGGAUCUGGCAUUCCUUAUCGAUAAGGUCAAUGUGGUAUUCCAUUCGGCAGCUACCGUCAAAUUUAACGAGAAGCUUAAAAACGCAGUAAUAUUAAAUACGUUGGGUACUAAGAGACUACUAGAAAUAUGUAUAAAAAUGAAAAAUUUGAAGAGUUUUAUUCAUGUAUCUACCGCAUUUUCCAAUGCAGAAAAACGAACAAUCGAGGAACAAGUAUACGUUCCAUCUUUCGAUGCUGAGACAAUUAUUAAUUUGAUUGAAAAUCUACCCGAUGAACUGAUUGAAGCUAUCUCGGAUAAACUAGUGGGAAAGCAUCCGAACACGUAUACGUUUACGAAAGCUUUAGCUGAACAAUUAGUGUUACAUUAUUCAGCUAAAAUACCUACAGCUAUCGUCAGACCAUCUAUAAUUACUGCCGCUUGGAAAGAACCGUGUCCCGGUUGGGUGGAUAAUAUCAGUGGAAUAACAGGAAUCUUGAUGGAGUGUGGACGUGGAACAAUUAGAUCUAUCAUCUGCGAUGAUCGCUGCAGAAUGGAACUCAUCCCAGUAGAUAUAGUGGUCAGCAUCCUAAUCGCCAGCGCUUGGCACGUAGCAAUGGUGAGGCCAAAUACUGCUGAAGUUUACAACUGCACCAGCGGCCAGACUAGUCCGAUCACAUGGAAAGAAUUCCGGAAGUAUACUUUAAAACAUUCUGUACGAUGGCCCAGCAAGUACGUGACAUGGUACCCUGGAUUUACCUACAGAGUCAACAGAAACAUACACUCCAUGUGUACCUUCAUGUACCACAACGUUCCGUCCUUUGUACUGGACAUCUAUCUGUAUUUCAGCGGACAAAAGACGAUGAUGCUCAAAUUGGCAAAAAAGUUUAACCAGGCCCUAAAAGAAGGCAGUUUUUUCUCGACAAACGAAUGGGAGUUUAAAGAUGAUUCCGUGGUGAAAUUGGUAGAAUGCGUAAAAGGUGCAGGUGACGGAGAAUGUUUUGAAGUAGAUUUUACGCCAGAAAACGGAUUCGACUGGGACGACUACAUCGCAGACUUUCUCAAAGGCAUCCGUCAAUUCGUUCUCAAAGAUGACAUAGCUAGUUUAGACCAAGCCAAGUCCAAAUUAAACAGAUUAUUUUGGUUCCAGAAGAUACUACAAAUGGUAUUAUUAUACGUAGUUUAUAAAGUGAUAGGAUUAUAUUUUUAAAUCGAUUUUAUACAACCAUUUUUAUGUACUUACUAUUAUUUAUUUAUUUCAAAUACUUGAAAAUUACAUAGGUAUAUGUAAUUUAUAUUUUUUAUGUAUAUUUUUAACUGUUUUACUGACAGAUAGUGUAAU